Messenger RNA from Durio zibethinus, 4288 nucleotides. Its product is annotated as Transcription elongation factor (TFIIS) family protein. The record is from RefSeq and is a predicted model, not a curated record. Lineage: Eukaryota; Viridiplantae; Streptophyta; Magnoliopsida; Malvales; Malvaceae.
CACCCUUGUAAUUAUUCCGAUUUCUUGCAUUUUUUAAAAUUCUUUUUGGGUUAUUAUCUUUUUUAUUUGCAUAUUGAGGAUUAGCGUUAUUAAAAAUCAGCUAUAUCUCUGCAUUAAUUAAGAUUAUUAAAUCCGAUAUCUUUUAAAUUCAGAGCAAUCCUCAAGAUAUCGAGCAAUAAAGCUAGGGUUUUGUCGUGCUAUUUCUUCUGGGUUUUGAUUUUUAGGGUUAGAUCUUCACUUUAUGGUGAUUGCUCUUUCUUUUCCUGAUAUAGAAGAAAUUAGAGUAACUAUUUCAUUGUUUUUCAGGUUUUGGGUUUAUUUGGCCUCUAACUUAUGAGUAGGUUUUUUUUGUCUGUUAUUUUGUUUUUGGCUUAAUUCUAUUUUAGGACUGAAAUUCAAUAUAUUUGUAAAUCAAAGAAUUUUCUGGUAAUUCUGAUACUUUUAAAAGCUUGGGAUUUUAGUAAGUUAUUUUAUUUCAGGUGUUGAGGAGUGCCAUCAUUUUUGUUUGUUGAAUCUGUUUUGCAUGAUCAACUUGCUUGGAAUGUAUAUUUCAGUUUUUCUAGCUUAUUUUCUGUCCUUUCAUUUAGAUAAUGAUAAUCAAUUUUUUGAAGUAAAGGAAUUUAUGGUUCUCUUUGGGAGAGCAUUUUUCUAGAGAUGCUGAGAAUUUAUUGAACUCUGUAAAAUUGCAGUUAUAUCCUCUGUAGAUCACUCUAUUCACCCUCUUUUCCUUUAGGGGAGGAGAGUUUAAUCAUUGAUGGUUCUUUGUUGUACGUUUGAAUAUACAAUUUGCUUUCAGUUACAUCAUAGAAGGUUUCUAUUCAGAUAUCAUCUUGAAGCUUCACUCUUGUUCUAGAUGGAACAGAAAUUGUCAGUAUGUUACAAAGUCUUCUGUUUUUGGUGGUUUUGCAUCUGAUGCACCAUGACGCUUGAGGAUUUUUUUACCCUGACUGAGAUGAAAGAUGGGCUUACAGCCCCUUCACGAGUUGAGGAACUACUAACAGUAAUGAAGAAGGAGAAAGAUUCUGUUGUGAAGAAUGUCGGUGAUGCAACCAGGCAGUGGACUGCUGUAGCAAGCACAAUUGCUGCCACCGAGAAUAAAGAUUGUCUCGAUCUUUUUAUUCAACUAGAUGGACUCUGGUUUCUUGACAGAUGGCUCAAAGAUGCUCAAGAAUUGGGUAAUGACUCAAGUGACAGUUUUGUGGAAGAAUCAAUUUCUGCACUCCUACGAGCACUUGAAAAGUUGCAUAGAAAUAAUGAGAGGUCUAUUUCUUCAGAGAUCUGGAUUACGGUCAAGAAUCUUCUUGGCCACAAUAGCUCUCGAGUUCAGGACAGAGCUAGGUUACUCUUUGAUAACUGGAAACGAGUUAAAGUUACAGAUGAUGUUCAUGAUGUUGUUGAUAGUGGUGGACAUGACUAUUGGACUUCGGACGGUGCAACUGUUACUGGAGAAGGUAGUGAGCCAGAAUGUUUUGCCAAAGAUGGUCCUGUUUCAAAAGGAAGUGCCCAUGAAGAAAAUGAUGGAGCAGAUGCAGCAAAAAAUGAAAAACUUCCUCCAAUCAUAGAUGCUGUUCAACCAGAAAGUGCUAAAGAUUUACACAUUGAAACUGCUAAUGAUAAGCUCGAGUCCCACAUAAAUUCAGAUCAUUCACAAAUGGAAAACAGAUCUCCAAAUCAUAUGGCCCCCUCUUUUGUGUCAAAUCCUGUACAAGAAAACUCUUCCAUGAAGGAAGAGCUCCCAGAAACAACAGUGGAAGAAACUGCCUCCCUUGAGGCCUGCAGUUUACCAGAUCCAAAGCAAGAAAAUGUUGAAGUUUCAGAUGCUCAGAAGUUGAAUGGGCUAUCAAGUGAUGAAAAGCAGUUGGAUGCAACAGUUUUUAACUCAUGUACUAUGGAACAUGUACUGGUUUCUUCUGGUGCUGGUGUUGGAAGUGCUCAGGAGGCUACAGAAGAACCUAAUUCGCAAAAUGAGUCUGAAGCCAACAAGAGUGAUGAUAGGACACCUAUAUCUGAGCCAAAGAAGGCAAUGGGUGAUAUGGGGGCUAUGAAUCAUUCGGGCAAUGGUUCACAGCUAUUCAAGAUUGCAGGUCAAGACACUGAGUCUCAUUCAGGCUUGUCACGGAGUUCCUCUGACAAUGGAUUCAUCUAUAGAAAGCCUGGGGAUCUGAAGACUGCCUUUUCUGGGAUGGGGGACACUGGAACAGCGGAAAAAGAUAAGGAGAAUUGUGGAAUUGAGGAUUUGAGGGGUGGUUCCAGGUUUACCCAUAGUCCUGAUGUGAUUGAUACGAGAAUGUCUGAUAUUGAGCUUGAGUAUGGCAUAGUUGAUGCUCUAGAAGUUGCCCGAAAAGUUGCUCAAGAAGUGGAGCGAGAAGUGGUAGAUGACAGAGAGCCUUCCUUUAGCUCUUCAGAGAAGAUUUCUGAAGGUGGAAUUCGGCAACCCAGUACCGAAGGAUCAAUGAAUGAAAAGCAAGACCUACCUACUGAAAUCUUACCUAAGGAGGUCUCAGUUGGACCCAAUCAGUCUGCUGGAGCAUACACAGAGGGGGACCAGCACAUAAUUAAUUCACAUAAUGCUGACAAUGAACCAGAAAAUAGAUUGCAUGACAUGGAGUCCUCUCAGGUGACUGUGGCUCAAGAACCUAAAAAUAACACCGAGAAAAGCCUAUGUAAUUUUGAUCUGAACCAAGAAGUCUGUUCUGAUGAUAUGGAACGUGCAGUGAUCUCCACCCCCAUUUCAGUGGUUUCUGCUUCAAGGGCGGCAGCAGCUCCUGGCUUACCUGCAGCUCCUCUGCAGUUUGAGGGGGCUCUUGGAUGGAAAGGAUCUGCUGCCACAAGUGCUUUUCGUCCAGCAUUGCCUUGCCGAAACUCUGAUGGUGAUAAGACUCUAUUCAUUGCAGGAACAAGCGGUAGCUCAAAACAAAGGCUUGGUUGCCUUGAUUUCGAUCUUAAUGUUGCCGAGGCUGGUGAUGAAAAAGUUGCUGAACUAAUGUCAGUGAAACAGGUUACAGCCUCAUCUGGCCUCCAUUCUGCAGAAUCUUCAAUUGAAGUGAGUCCUAGAAAAUCCGAGAAACUUGAGCUGGAUUUAAAUCGUAUCAGUGAUGAUGGUGAUACUCCAGCAUUAGAUUCAAGAGUAGAAGGACGACUCUUUUACAACAAGAAUGGGCAUCGUAGCCCAUCACCCGCUUCAUCAUCAUCAUCAGUGCAGCCUUCUCUGAGGAACAUUGAUUUGAACGACAGACCUUAUAGUCAUAAUGAUGCUUCAGAACAAGGGCCUUAUCAUGGUAGAUAUUCCCGAAAUGUAAAUGCAUAUGGAGGGCCUAAACCAAAUGAUCCUUUUAUUUCUAUAAUGGGUACUAGAGUGGAAGUCAAUAGGAAGGAUUUUGCUUCUCAGGUUGCAUCCUUAGCAAAUGGCAAGGGUCUUGAGCCUGCAACCGAUGGAAGAAGCAUCACAAGAACUGGAGGGUUUAUGGGGUUGGGUCCCACUUUGUCGUAUACACAUUCUCCUGCUUUUAGCUAUAAUGGACUAACUAUGGCGCCGACGAUGUCCUUUUCUUCUACCAUUUAUGGGGCUAGUGGCUCAAUACCCUAUAUGGUCGAUUCAAGAGCACCUGUUGUGCCUCAAAUUUUGGGCUCGACAUCAGCUGUUCCUCCACCUUACUCUCAACCACAGUUCAUUAUGAGCAUGAGCAAUGCACCUGUUAGUUUAAAUGGUUCAGGCCCCUCACGGCCUAAUUUCGAUCUGAAUUCUGGAUUAGCAAUUGAGGGAGGAAAUAGAGAUUCCAUGGGUUUAAGGCAGCUUUUCUUGCCUGGUCCAGGCAGGUCAGUAGAAGAGCAAUUGAGGGCAAACUCACAACCCUCCUCUAGUUCUGGGAUUGGAGGGAAGAGGAAGGAAGCAGACGGUGGAUGGGAGCCAUACCCAUUUAACUACAGACAGCAGCAAUUUCCACGGAGGUAGUGAGUUCAUGUUUAUGUUGCUCCUUCCUCUUUUUGGGAUCAGUUCAUAAGUUCAAGCUAAUUGAUGCUUGCAUUGCCAAUGAUACCUGGAAAAUCAAGAGCCCAUUGGCUUUCGUGGGAGGGGAGUUGAACUGAAUAAAACAGGGAAAUUACGAAUGUAAUAUGAUUCAUGAGAUUGAUUGCCGAAGGGGGGAAAAUUAGGUUUCAAUUGUUUAAGUUUUGGCUUAUUUUCUUGUUUUUCUUUUCUGUGUUCCAUAGAAGGCCAUUGCAACCAUAGAAGGCUUGGUACAUGUAGUUGUAACUUAAUUUCCAUAUAUGUCAACAAAAGUUAAAAAAA